Molecule: messenger RNA, 666 nt
Organism: Candidula unifasciata
Lineage: Eukaryota; Metazoa; Mollusca; Gastropoda; Stylommatophora; Geomitridae
Source: the annotation of a GenBank genome assembly
AUGACUCUUCAACAGAUUGGCAACAGACUUUCUAACUUGCUUGGCCACCGACUUUGUAACUUGCUUUAUGAAAGAGUGGAGAUAAUCGGUGUUAUUUUAACAUGGCCAUUAAGAAAACUGCAGGCAUCCUUGAUAUAUAUGGUGGACUAUAUGUUCAGUAAAACAGUGUCUACCGUACAGAAGCUGCUAUUUGUGUGGUCUGUUAUUAUUGUGUUGGUUGCGGUUUCGCUGAUGUUGUAUGCAACAUUUUACACAUCAUAUGUGCCUACUGCCGAAAUCUCAAGGCCUGUUCAUUUGGCAUUUAGUGUUUGCUCAUCUGGUGUUGGAAUUUGUUCCUACCCGUCUGCAAAUAUCACAUUCUGGAAUGAGGAUGGAACAGUCCAAGAAGUAUUAGGACCUGGUCAACCAUACACUGUUCAUUUGGUGCUGGAAAUGCCAGAUUCUCAAGCAAAUAGAGAUAUGGGAAUGUUUAUGCUGGUAGUUAAGAUGUACGGCAGAGACGGCCACAUUUCUGCAGCGUCAAAAAGAUCAGCAAUAUUUAGAUACAGAUCCAUCUUUAUACGGGCCGUUCACAUGACUUUGUUAAGUCCUUUGUAUUUCCUGGGCUUCUUGGAGCAAAAGAAAACCUUAACUGCUGAACUGUUCUCACAUUUUGUUGAUGACUAU